GACUGUGGAAUUUGUUAUCAAUAGAUAAAAACCCUCCAGACCGAGUGGAGGUGGCGACGGGGCUAUCGCCGUAUAAUUGCCAAAUCACAUCGCCCCCACCCGAAUCCCGCCACCAGGCGAGCGGAGAGACCCCAAGCAAUUCGCCUGACGCCAUUUCAUUCUUUAUUGACGCGGCCAAUUAAGAAGGCAGCGCCGUUGCCUUGAUUGCCUGGCGAAUGGGUAUGAAUAUGACUCUGGAAUUCCAUGGACUAUAAAUAUAAAAAUCAAGCUGGGCCCCAAAAAGUAGCCAGAUGCGCUCGCCCGUAAGCUAGGAAAACAUUUCUAAUCUCGGCCCAAGUUACACAGAUUUCACGAGUUGCACAAGAAGCUUAUCAUCACACACAAAAAACAAACUGGACUGGACGCAGCACAGCCGGUGGAAUAGCAACAAACAACAUCUACUACAGCAGCAGCGGUCUGGCAACGAAGCGUAUACGUAAUGGCAGGCAAAGUUCCAUUCAUUUAACGCGCUCGUUUCAGUUCUCGGGCAGGUGUCAAGCGACGCACACACACGGCACACGGCACAACGAGGCGCGGUAUCAAAUCCGAAUCCGAAUCCAGAAUUCCAUAUACACACGCUAUAUAUGCUCGGUUGGCUAAUUAACAUACAACGCGUAGCGCCCCCUCGUUGUCUCUUUACCCAUACCUGAGCUGUCCGAAAGUUCAAAUUGUCGUACGCACCACACACAUCACAUUUCUUUGCUCAGAAACUCCAGUGCAAAGUCAGGCGGAAAUAUUGAAAGGAGCAAAUCUGGCAAAUAUAGAAGCGAUCAAGAUGCUGGACCCCAUAUCGGACACGCCGCUGGUCUUGGCCUACGUCUUCAUGUCGCUGCUAGUGCUGAUUGUGUGCUUCAUAAUGGUCAAUGUGGUCCACAAGCUGUAUCGCAGCCUCAACAACGACGGAUCGCCGAUUGUAUCAGUCCCGCUGAAGACCGCCAUAGCGGAGCUGGACGCCAUGAAAACCGGUUAGCCAGCAACCAGAAGCCACCAGUCAGCUGCCAGCUGCCAGCGUGAGGCGCCGAGAAUCGAAUCUCAGUCGACGCUUCGGUUUUUUAAUGCAGGCGAUCGGAGCACCAGCAGGCAAGGCAUGGCAGCUGCGCAAUCCACAAUCACACCCACUCGCACACAUCGCCUGGUGAUACAAACAGCAAAAGCAAUUAGCCGUAGACAGCACGAAACUAGGCUUACACACAACUAGAAAUUAACUUACUACCGCUGGUAUCUAGUCACUUAAUUGUUCAUAUUGCCCUAAGCUUAGGUUACACAUUGAUAUUGUAAAUAAAGGUAUCUUGAGAGCGAUAA
This is a messenger RNA of Drosophila kikkawai, 1341 nucleotides long. RefSeq lists its product as uncharacterized. Lineage: Eukaryota; Metazoa; Arthropoda; Insecta; Diptera; Drosophilidae. The record is from RefSeq and is a predicted model, not a curated record.